AUGUACAAAUGCAAUGCAACAUACGGCACAGAUGAAAAAAUUGAAAGGUUGAAAAUUCAUACUAGCUCAGUAACAAAUCUCCUCAUCCACCUGCUUCUCUGCCCUCCUUUAACUGAGGUCAAGGGAUUGAUAAACGAUACCGGGUCCCCUGCCCCUACCCUCCACUUGUCACCCACUUCGUCUGCCUCUGCCCCAUCCACCUCUUCUGCCUCUGAGCUAUCCACAACAUCACAAACUCGCCGUCAUCGACUCAAAGAAAUAUUCUCCAUUAUCUUUAAGCUUGGGGAGGAGAAGGUGGACCUGUACCUCAAGAAGUAUGACACUGGAUAUGACCUCAAGAUCGACCCCGACUACAAUGUGUGGUCCAACCUGACGGACACUAUUGAACAACUGGCUCCUCCGCUCCCCCAGCCAUCAGCGAGAGCCCUGGAACAUCAGAUCCCCUCCAAGCAGAUGACCAUUGACAAGGUGCUCACAUUGCUGCCAUGUUUGAAGAAUAAGACCAUUAAAAGACCUCAGCCACCUGUGCCACUGUCCAUCAGUAGAAAUGACCAGAAAGCGAUGAUACUCACAAAGAAGAGGAAGGCGGAAGAAGAACAGCAGAAGGAAGAGAGAAAGAAGCAAAGGGAGCAGAGAAAGAUGGAACGGCUAGGACAAGCUGAAGACAAGAAGGAACGCCAAAAAGAGAAGAGGCAAAGAAGGAGAAAGAGAAGGAUUUUAAGAAGAGGAGAAUUCAGAAGGAAAUGA
Aplysia californica (California sea hare) is the source of this 747-nucleotide messenger RNA. RefSeq lists its product as uncharacterized. Bases 1 to 747 code for a protein of 248 amino acids. The record is from RefSeq and is a predicted model, not a curated record. NCBI's taxonomy places the organism in Eukaryota, Metazoa, Mollusca, Gastropoda, Aplysiida, Aplysiidae. The transcript has 2 exons.